UCCAGUCCUUCGCCUGAAUCCAGCUGGUACCCUUCCUGCCGUUGACGGGUAAGUGAGAACGAGAUGCAAAUAGUGAAAUUCCUGAAAGAGGUAUACGAGCGCUAAAAAGGUGGUUUAAAUUAUCACCGCUUGAGUUGCCUUUUAAAUGCUGGGAGGGGGGAAAUGAACGACCCUUAAUGUACGACAUGAGGCCGACUGGCGCGUUUGUCGUGACUGUAAGAGGGGGGAUUAUAGCACACAAAUUGACCCGGAGAUUUUAUUUAUGUUUUCAAUUAAAUACCGACGAUAUUAGCUCAUAGGAUAGCAAGCAGAUUAUGUUCGAAAAAUGAAUGUUAUCGAGCCGAAAGAAACGUGAUAUGGGUUCAAAAUUCAUCGCCUGCUUCGACUGCAGCAUCCGCCGUCUUCGCCUCGCAUUAUGACAGAUGUGUGUGGAUGUGCGGCCACUGCAGCUGCAACGGGCUACGCUAGCACCUGCUGCCCGUGCUUUUGAUAGAAAUGAAUGGAAACCUAGCUAGUCAGAGGUAAAGCAGCCAGUCAUUAAAACAGACAAGAGGGAUACUUCACUGCCACACAGAAGACUGCCACGGCUGGUUUAAAAUAACCCUCUAAAAACCAAUGCGACCCGUGUAGUGUGUGUUAGCACAAGUUAACAGGCAAGGUUGGCCUGUAAAGGGCCCAUUACCACUGAAGGGCCACCCUCCUCCCUCAGCUCUGUGAGCCUGACUGUGUGCAACCAUAGACAGCCUUAGGUUAUGUGUCAUAAUAACGUAAUAUGAAAUGAGUGUUACCCUGGCAUAUCUUCAGUUGCCUAAAAAGAGCAUAAAAAGGUGGUUACUCAGCACCACAUGAAAGCUGAGCCACAUAACAGAGAUCCAGCAUGGCCGCCUCUUUUCCCAGUGAGCUGUCACUGUAAAGGAGCAGCUUUCGAGUCAGGUCAGCUGCCUGCCGGGUGUGAAGUAUACGUUUCCUGGCUUUCCUCUGAGGGGGCACGGCUGUGAGCCGUAAGGGAGGUGCCAAUGCUGAGAGGUGCUUUUGAACAGCUACUGUCACACCACAUGUUUCUUUGUGUGUGUGUGUGUGUGUGUGUGUGUGUGUGUGUGUGCAUGUGCAUGUGUGGUUUCGACUCUCUAAACGUGGUUCACGGUUUGUUUUGGCUGCUUGUUGCUAUGUAUAGCAACAAAGCAGCCCGUGUAACAGUUUUGUUGCAGUUGUGCCCCCACCUCCUCUCCUCCCGAGUCAUCAUGGGAAACAUCUUUGGGAACCUGUUGAAGAGCCUGAUAGGCAAGAAGGAGAUGAGGAUUCUCAUGGUGGGGCUGGACGCUGCAGGGAAAACCACCAUCCUGUACAAGUUGAAGCUGGGGGAGAUCGUCACUACCAUCCCCACAAUUGGUUUCAAUGUAGAGACAGUGGAAUACAAGAACAUCAGCUUCACUGUGUGGGACGUGGGUGGCCAGGACAAGAUCCGUCCUCUUUGGAGACACUACUUCCAGAACACCCAGGGUUUGAUCUUUGUGGUGGACAGCAAUGACCGCGAGCGGGUCAACGAAGCUCGAGAGGAGCUGAUGCGGAUGCUGGCUGAAGACGAGCUGAGGGAUGCUGUUCUUCUAGUCUUUGCCAACAAACAGGACCUGCCCAAUGCCAUGAACGCCGCAGAGAUCACAGACAAGCUGGGCCUGCACUCCUUACGUCACCGCAACUGGUACAUUCAAGCCACCUGUGCCACCAGUGGGGACGGCCUGUACGAGGGUCUGGACUGGCUGGCCAAUCAGCUGAAGAACAAAAAGUGAAGGGCCGGGUCAGUAAAGUGGGGAAGAGCCUGGGUGCCAGCUCCAGGUUGUGGUUAUAGGGGUUCCAUUGUGUUUACAUAGAGAGGAAAAAUGCUGAAAAGCUCCCAGGGGGUGACUCUCAGUGGCUUUCUCCCCUCCCACCAUCUCCCCCCCACCAUCCACCCUCGAAAUACUUCUUUAUUUUUUUUCCGUUCUUUGAUUAAUUUGAUUUGUUUGAAUCUGUGGUGAGCAUUUUUAAUCAUUUACAAGCAAACUUUAUCUAAGUUUUUUACAAUCUAUAAACAAAUAAAUAUGUACUGUAUAAUAUUACUGUAAAGGUAUAUGGAUUUGCUCUACUUUGCAGACCUCCACCAACAUUUAAUUAGCUCAGCAAUUGUGAUGGAUCUCAAAUCGUGAUGGCAGAGCAGCCUUCCCUCAGAAACUACAGACCUGGUGUAAAUUACAAAGAAUGUCAUAAUAUUAUAGUGGGAGUACUAUUACUAUUAUACUCGUACAGAUAAAUGUAAUAUAACUGUCCAUACUGCAACCAAAUUAUGCUCUUCAUAGAUCAAAACUUUUAGCUAUGAUUUAGUUUUAUUUAUGCUGAAUUAAACAAAAUGUGUCAACUUUCUGGACAGUCUGAAACAAUAUAUUUAAUAUUAAUAUUUAUUGAUUUUUUUUUUUUGCGUCAUAUAGUUUCUUUCCCUUUAUUCUAAUGUGCAUUUACUGCUAAAGGCAGCUAGUUAAAAAAAAGAAAAAGAAAAGAAACCCCAGUAUCACUGUACAUUACUGCUUCCCAAUCUGCAUGGAGAUAUCCCAGUACUGGCUCGUGGGCUUGCAACAGGCCGCUGCUGUAAAUAAAGAUUUGUUCUAGUUGAGUUGCCUGGCACAAACGGGGUUAAAACAGUUUGUCUGGCAUCAGCGAGGUGUGAUAUCUAAAGUGAUACAGAUGACAGAACAGGCACUCUGUACCAGCUCUGUGGCUCAGAAAAAAAAAAUGCUGCUAUUGGCCUGCCCUGUGGAGAGUGAUGCAGCACAGCAUGUGACUGGCAAUAUUAAGAGAGCUUACAUAGUUUUACAUUUUUGUUUUUAUUUUUCAAUCCGUUUGUGCAGCAUCGCUUCUCAUGCGGAUUUAUCCACCCUUAACUGGCAUGACAUUAUGCGUGUCUCGCUAUUUCAUGUUGCACAAAAUUACUCUAGACUCACUGUUGUUGUACAGAAGGUGUUGUCUGUUUUUUUUAAAUGGGGUGUUUCUUUAUUUUGUUGAGUUAUUUUUUCCUUAAUUAGCUAAUUAGAUCAGACUGUUGCAUUUUUUUGUUUUGGGGUUUUUUUGGGGGGGAGUUUGUUCACAAAAAAAAUAAUAAAAUAAGGAGAGAGGAUGAUAGUAAUACUGCAUCGUAAGGCAUGUUAAUACUGUACAAGAUCUGUAAUAAAAGCGAAUUAUAAUA
Molecule: messenger RNA, 3214 nt
Organism: Oreochromis aureus
Lineage: Eukaryota; Metazoa; Chordata; Actinopteri; Cichliformes; Cichlidae
Gene: arf3a
Product: ADP-ribosylation factor 3a
Exons: 4
Coding region: 1017-1787 (256 amino acids)
Biological process (GO): intracellular protein transport; vesicle-mediated transport
Cellular component (GO): plasma membrane; cytoplasm
Molecular function (GO): GTP binding; GTPase activity
Source: RefSeq, a predicted model, not a curated record